This is a messenger RNA of Phaeodactylum tricornutum CCAP 1055/1, 1040 nucleotides long. RefSeq lists its product with no specific name. The record is from RefSeq and is a predicted model, not a curated record. Lineage: Eukaryota; Bacillariophyta; Bacillariophyceae; Surirellales; Neidiaceae. The coding region runs from base 8 to 862 and encodes 284 amino acids. The transcript has a single exon.
AAGAACCAUGCCGGAAGCCACGAUGAAUAAAACCGACUACAAUGGCACGCAAACCACUUACAGAGUCGCCAUUGCUCUCAACAACAUAGGAGUCGACCUCCUUGAGAAAGGUUGCUUCUCCCAAGCCUGUGAUACACACAAAGAUGCCGUUGGAGUGAUAAUGGAGGCUCACAAGGUCGCAGAACAUGUCCAUCCCAUGAUCAUUGCUUUCCACCGCAACGAUUUGUCAAACUUGGUCCUGAUCAAAGACUGUCUUCAUGCAGCUCUCACUCGUGUUUGCAUCUCGCGCGACCCUUCUCGCGAGACUCAUCCCAACAGUCGGAUUAAUGCAAUAAGUGACAAGAAUGUCGCGCAAACGCUGGAGAAGAUGGGUCAGGUCUUCAAUCGGAGUGCAAGCCAACCGAGUACGACAUUUACCUACUCGCCGGUCAAGAUCGACUCAGGAAAAAGUAUCUCUGAUGGCCUUUUACAGUUCAGUCUCGAUUUUGAAACAAGUGUUAUCCUUUUCAAUUUUGCGAUUGCCCACCUUUGUCUGGCCGAGACUGUCGAAGAUUCAAAAUCCGCCGAAACUCAUAUGCAGAUUGCUCUGCAGCUUCUUUGCUAUGCAAACGAUAUAGCUGCUGUAAAGUGCUACGGAGGCGAACAUCUUGAGGCACUGAAUCUCACUGAUCCUUUCCAUCUCUAUCGCCUGCUGCUUUUGAUGGCUAUGAUUCUGCAAAAUACAGUACGUUUGUUUUGUGUUUUGGGGAUGGAUGACCGUGCUGGCGAAGCAGCUCAGCGCUUCUUCGAUUUGGAAAGUGUUGCAUUACAGCAUCGAGAGGUCUUAAGGCUUUAUAUAACAUCAGCUUCCGCGGCAGCUUGAGGUCAGGCUCUUUAAAUUCCAUGUACAAUAAACAUUUUGCACCCUCGGCACAAUCAGCAUAGCAAUCGCUGGUUGACAUAAUGAACGCAGAGCAUAGCGGUGGUCUUUAAAUAGGCUGCAGAAUACACGCAUGCGUGAAAAUUCUCAUUUGUUGAAAGAAUUUUGGGCUCCACUUACU